Pseudoliparis swirei is the source of this 1972-nucleotide messenger RNA. It is a transcript of the gene bmp2b, whose product is annotated as bone morphogenetic protein 2b. The record is from RefSeq and is a predicted model, not a curated record. Gene Ontology annotation, biological process: negative regulation of transcription by RNA polymerase II; BMP signaling pathway; SMAD protein signal transduction. Gene Ontology annotation, molecular function: cytokine activity; growth factor activity; BMP receptor binding. Gene Ontology annotation, cellular component: extracellular region. The transcript is spliced from 3 exons. Bases 527 to 1774 code for a protein of 415 amino acids. NCBI's taxonomy places the organism in Eukaryota, Metazoa, Chordata, Actinopteri, Perciformes, Liparidae.
AUCACUGCACGACAAAAAGAGUCGCUGGGGGAAGAGAAGGCACCAAUCAAUGCAACCACUGCGCGGAGGCGCACAGAGGAGCGGCAACAAGGUCCAAGGAGCGACACUCCAGUGCGCUUAUCUCCCCCGAGCGGCGCGCGCGGCUCUGCGGCUCUCUCUCUCUCCUUUCUCUCUUUUCUUUCUUUCUUUCUUUUGUGUCGUUCAAGAUGUUCAACACACGCGCGUUAUACUUAGAUCGGUCGUGCCUGCGCGAGCCCGCUUCCUCAUAGACUUCAACAUAUUUUUCUUUUUUCCCUUUUUUUUCUUCCUUCAUUUUUUUUCAAGAAGCAAACGCCAAAGAAUCGCAGGCUGGUUGGUGAGAAUAUGUGCGAGAGGCGGUCGGCGACGGGCUCGCGCUGUCUCUGGUCCCUCGAGCAGCAGCAGCAGCAGCAGCGUGGAUUAAACACGAAUUAAUGUGGAAUUUAUCGGAGCACCAAGGUGGAACGACGACCGGACACAGCGCUUCCUCGUCAGGGACUGACUGAUCAUGGUCGCCGUGGUCCGCUCCUUCAUGGUGCUGCUGCUCGCUCAGGUGCUGCUGGAAGGUGCCACGGCUCUCAUCCCGGAGGUCGGCCGCAGGAAGUACAGCGAGUCCGGGAAGCAGACCCCCGAGCGGUCGGAGAGCUUCCUCCACGACUUCGAGCUCCGGCUGCUCACCAUGUUCGGACUGAGGCGCAGGCCGACGCCGAGCAAGCAGGCCGCGGUGCCGCAGUACAUGGUGGACCUGUACCGCAUGCACUCGGCCAACGGGGACCACAGCGCCAAGCGGCCCAAGAGCAUGGGCAGGCACGCGGAGAGAGCCGCCAGCAAGGCCAACACGAUUAGAAGCUUUCACCACGAAGAGUCCAUGGAGGCCCUGUCCCGGCUCAAAGGCAAGACGACCCAGCAGUUCUUCUUCAACCUCACGUCCAUCCCCGACGAUGAGCUCAUCACCUCGGCGGAGCUCCGCGUCUACAGGGACCAGGUCAUGGGCGCCGCCACGCCCCCCCCCAACGCCGCCAACGGCAGCGGCGCGGCCGGCGGCGUCCAUCGCAUCAACAUCUACGAGAUAUUCGGAGCCCCUCAGGGUCGGGAACCCCUGGCCCGCCUGCUGGACACUCGGCUGGUGCGCGACUCCCUGAGCCGCUGGGAGAGCUUCGACGUCAGCCCCGCCGUGUCCCAGUGGACGUCCGGGCGAGGCCGCAACCACGGCUUCAUGGUGGAGGUGCACCACCCGGAGGAGGACGGCGAGGAGCGCGCCGGACGUAGCAGGCACGUCAGGGUGAGCCGGUCCCUGCAUGGGGACCGGGACUCGUGGCCUCAGGCUCGCCCCCUGCUGGUGACGUACGGCCACGACGGCCGCGCCGGGGACUCGGUGCUGCACGGGCGGGGAAAGCGGCAGGCGGCGCAGCGCAAACAGCGGCGGAAGCACCACGGGCACAAGGCCAGCUGCAAGAGGCACGCCCUGUACGUGGACUUCAGCGACGUGGGCUGGAACGAGUGGAUAGUGGCGCCGCCCGGGUACCACGCCUUUUACUGCCAAGGGGAAUGCCCGUUCCCGCUGGCGGACCACCUCAACUCGACCAAUCACGCCAUCGUGCAGACGCUGGUCAACUCGGUGAACUCGAACAUCCCCAGAGCGUGCUGCGUACCCACGGACCUCAGCCCCAUCUCGCUGCUCUACCUGGACGAGUACGAGAAGGUCAUCCUGAAGAACUACCAGGACAUGGUGGUGGAGGGCUGCGGCUGCCGGUGAGGCGGAGGGAAGACGAGGAGAGACUUUAGAGAGACGCUACCGUGGAGCGAGUUCCCCCGAUGAAGACGUUUAUUUAUAUGAAAGACUAAAACAGAGCUAUUGUGGAGGAGGAAGAAGAAGAAAAAGAAGAAGAAGAAGCUAUAUAUGAAUAUAUUUAUGUCUACGUAAAGUUGGGAACAAAUAAAUAUUUUAAUCAGA